Molecule: messenger RNA, 1363 nt
Organism: Aspergillus ibericus CBS 121593
Lineage: Eukaryota; Fungi; Ascomycota; Eurotiomycetes; Eurotiales; Aspergillaceae
Exons: 2
Coding region: 124-1230 (368 amino acids)
Source: RefSeq, a predicted model, not a curated record
AUUGCCAUGAGUGCAUCCCUGAGUCUACCUGGCUGAUGGAAACAGGGCCUUCAAUCUUGAUAUUAGGUUGCUUUAAGGUGCCCGAAGGGUUCUCGAUCCCAGAGAAAAAGAAAACAAAGAGGGAUGACAGCUACAGUGAGAAGCCUCCUGGGCACGUUCAAUCCUCAGCCCAUGGAUAUCGACACCAACCCCACACUUUCCAGCAAGCAGUGGACCGAAGAUUUCCCUCCUUUUGAACAGCAAUACGUCAGGGUUUGGGCCCCGACUGUAUCCGCGGUGGAAGAAUUUCUAGGGCCCGGCAGGGACACCCCCUCCGGAGCUGAUGGGGUUGGACUUGAGACUGUCGCCCAUGUAUUGAACACCUACCCCCAAGUGGUAUCAAGUGAGGGCGACGUCACCCGGGAUUUUGACCAGAACAUCAUUGUGCCAGUCGCGUUGGCCUUUUCCGGCCACUCAGCCUGGUCCAGUCCCAGCCCUGGCGUGCAGGCCGUGCCGGGAGCGCCCACACUUUGGUCGCGAUCACUGGUCGGAGCGAAACGAGUAAGCUCGUCCACCAGAACAGUGGACUACCAAAUGACGAUGUCCCAUGUGGAGAGGUCCCUCGAGCGUCCUGCUAUGAUUGGAGAGAUGAAGAAACCCCGAGUGAUUCGGCGAAAGGAAUGGACGUUUGAAGAAGAGGCGAGUGGAACGACGAUCCGUCUUGCCCAGGAGCUCCGAGCAUAUGCCUGUGAAUAUCGUUGCCCACAGGUCUUUGUCUUUGAUAUGAAAACGCUUGUGCUGGUGCAGUUUCGGGCCUUGCGUGUCGAGGAUAUUUCUGCGGAAGAUUGCCCCGUUGAUAUCUGCGUUAUCCCUCGAGAUUAUGAUCCAAACAUACCGGAUCAAUGCACGAUGCAGUUCGCGCUGUACAGACUUGCCUGGCGGGGAUGGGUUCGUCUAUGCGCAACGUUGGAAUGCAGAGAAGACAGGCGGCCAGGAGAAUAUGUACGGGUGCCGACCCAUUUGAACCAUGGGGGCUUGACACGGAAGUACGAAUAUUGGUCAGGGACGCCGAUAUGGGUUGACCAUUAUGGCCGUCAAUACCUUGCUCAUCCAAGUGGAUGUCGGCGAGAUUUCGUCUACAGAUCUCGGCCCCGUCCGAAUGGUACCGCAGAGACACAGGGCUUUUGGGUGUGGAGGUCUCAGGAUGGACUGAUAGAAGAUACGCCAAAUGCUUUCAUUUCUGGCUAUUGAAAGCCAGUAUCAGGCCGGGGUCAAAGUGUAGCUCAUUGGAUGGAGGAGCCAGCUUUGGAUUUACAGACCCUAGCUCGAGACUACUUCAUAUUUCUCUACAUCAGAUGAGACUAAUAGUCUUGCAAUAAGAAGC